Molecule: messenger RNA, 3621 nt
Organism: Sphaerodactylus townsendi
Lineage: Eukaryota; Metazoa; Chordata; Lepidosauria; Squamata; Sphaerodactylidae
Product: mitogen-activated protein kinase kinase kinase 14-like
Exons: 16
Biological process (GO): protein phosphorylation; positive regulation of canonical NF-kappaB signal transduction
Molecular function (GO): ATP binding; protein kinase activity
Source: RefSeq, a predicted model, not a curated record
CCUCCUCCUCUCCUCCUCCUCCUCCUCCUCCUCCUCUGGGUUUCAGAUGGCUCCCCCUCCCUGCCAGAUGGAUUUGGGUGGGAGUGGUCCUGUGCAGGGCUUCUUGAAGGCACUUCCUCAAAAUGGCUUUCUGAAUCCAGCCGAAGCUCCAUCUGAGCUCCUUUCUUCUGCCUGUGGCCAGCUGGGGGGGAGGACGAAGCAGAGCAGAGCCGCCUCUGGUUGUCGCCAGCUUUUGGGGCACAUUUCAGCCUCUGGGCAUUUUGUAAAGCUGCGAGAUGGCGGUGAUGGGGAUUGCUUGCAGUGCCCCAGCCACUGGGCACCCGAAGGAGGCUGGCGGGGAAGGAGGGCCUCUCGGUGGUCAAGAAGGAGCAACAGCAGCUGUAGAAGUUGACAGCCUGGAGGAGAAGAAGGCUCAGGGGCGUGGAAGAUCUUGGCGGCAUGAAGAUGGAAAAAUCCCGGAGGGCGGAGGGCGAGGGGAAGGGAGAAGGGGGGCCAGCUACAAGGGGCAGAUGAUCCGUCCAUCCAGAGGAUUGUAUACGGUGUGCAGCGAUCAGAUCGAACAAUGUGGCCCGAUGCUGACUGAGGAAAAUGGCCAGCGUGUCGGAGACUAUGCACUGGCGUCAGAGUGUGCCAGGAUUUGGCCUGUGACCACCGACCCUUCCAGGAGAAGCCCAGCCCGACCUCUCUCCCAGCCAAAGGCCCUGCAUGAGGGAGGACCCCGGCAAGCUAGAGCUGCACAAGCUGAUCAGCCCUGCCCAGUGCCUGGACCAUGUUUGGAAGGUACUUACCGCCAAGGCCAUGAGGCAGCUGUCAGAGGCCCUGGACUCCAGGCUGGGGGGCAGAUCCGCCCUCCUCCCAUGGCAGUGAGGACUGGCUCCCUGCGAGAUCACGACUCUGGGGGCGUACCUGCUGGGCCGACCUUUAAGCCUGCCAACAGGCUCUCCUUCGGGGAGCUGAGCUUGGAGCAGGGCUUCUCCAAAUGCAGCCACCAGUCCUCCAAAGCCACCUCAGACUCUGUGGAGGAAUUCCUGGUGGACGCCUUGAAGGGAAGCGUCAUUCUUGGAGAGCCGAGAAACUUGGCUGGGCUGGCCAAGACUUGGAAGAAUGACUCAGGUUCCACGAGGGAGGAUGUGAGCAGUGCUGCUGAGGUGGAGAAACUCCAAGCUGUGGACUACGAGUACCGCGAAGAGGCCCACUGGUCCAAGUGCCACGGUUUGCUUGGCUUGGGGUCCUUUGGGGAGGUGUACAGAGUCGAGGACAAGCAGACGGGCUUCCAGUGUGCAGAAAGCCAAAAAAAAAGGUAGGCCCGGAACUGGCGAUUGAACACUUUAGGUGCAGAGGAGUUGACAGCGUCUUGGCUAGGUGACCCAUACCAAAAUCCUCCCUUGUUUGGAGCAGUGAAGGGCCGUGGGUCACCAUUUUUCUUGGAGCUGUUGGAAGGUGGAUCACUCAGUCAUCUGCUCAAGCAGUGCGGUUACUUGCCAGAGGACAGAGCCCUGGAUUACCUGGCCCAGGUGCUGGAAGGCCUGGCGUACCUUCACUCUCGCAACAUCCUCCAUGGGGAUGUGAAAGCCGACAAUGUCCUCUUAUCCAAAGACAGAGGCUGUGCUGUUCUUUGUGACUUUGGCCACGCGGUUCACCUUCAGCCGGAUGGCACUGGAAAGUACUUGGUGACAGGAGAUUACGUUCUUGGUACGGAGACCCACCUGGCCCCUGAGGUGGUGAUGGGGAAGCCGUGUGACUCCAAGGUGGACGUCUGGAGCAGCUGCUGCAUGAUGCUCCAUCUGCUGAAUGGGUGUCACCCGUGGACCCGCUACUUCAAUCACCCUCUGUGCCUCAAGAUAGCCAAAGAACCGCCCCCUCUGAGGGAUAUCCCACCCUCCUGCCACCCAUUCACCGCCGAUGUGAUUAAGGCCGGCCUGCAGAAGGAACCCCUGGAGCGGGCCAGCUCCACACAGCUGAGAGCAAAGGCAUUUGCGGCUUUGGAGCAGGUGGGAGGCCUGAAGACCCCCUGGAGAGGAGAGUACAGGGAACCCCGACGCCUCCCGGGGGCAGAAAGCUGCAGUCUUCCAGACCCUCCACACACCGUUGGGCUAACACCCGAGUCUCCCCGGAGUCCCAGGCCUUUUGCCAGAAGCCCCAGCCCACCACGGGAUCCUCGGAGGCCAGCAGAGAAGACCCCGUCGACCCCCCUGAAUCCACACAAGGAAUGGUCCCAGCCGUGGGACUCUGCUCCAGCCUGCAUCAGACAAGGCACCUGGCAAGACUGGCGAACGGCCGCUUUGGAGCAGGAGCUCCAGCAGCUGGAACUUGAGCUGGUUCUGAACAGCCUGGCUCAUCCCUUCUCUCUGGAAGAGCAGGAGCGGAUCCUCUCAUGCCUCAGCCCAGACAGCCCCCUUCUGCCAGAUGUUGAUGACCAGGGCUCAGUGAAAGCAGCGUCUCUCAGCCUGAAGGACACCAUGAGUUCUGGGGUGCAUUCGUGGAGCAGCCAGGUGAACGGGCAGAGCUGCAGCUGGAACAGUUUGCUUCUUCGCAGCAGACCGGUGGAGACCCCCCCGUCUUUGGAUGGGGUGAAAAUUGAGAUCCACUUGCUGAGCGGUGAGUCUCUCCACAUCCGCGAGUGCCAUGGAGCCAAGGUGGGGCAGAUUGCAACGGGGAUCAGCAGCCAGAUCCCGGCCUCCACCUUCAGUUUCUUCUCCAAAGGCGGCCAGCCCGUUCACUGUGACAUGGAGGUCCCCGAUUUGGGCAUUGAGCUCCAGUGCAUCCUCGCUCCAGACUGCAGCUCCGGCUGGAAGUGGCGAGUCAGGCGGGGCCAGCUGGAGACGCGGCCGUAGGGCUGCUGCUGCCGCCGCCUCUCCGUUGCUCUUGGAUGUUUAUCCCCCUGCAGCCGGUGGGGGGGGGGGUGCAACUGCAGGCCGACCGGUCCCCAGCAACAGGGGGUGGGGGCCCUCAGUUAGAAUUACAGGCUCAGUUCCUCAUUGGCUUUCUGGCUCUGCAUCUCGUGGGCUCGCGUGGAAAAGGAGCCCCAGAGGAAAGCCCUGAAAGGGCCAAAUGCAUUCUGGGAACUGCUCCGAGAAGCUGCUGGAAGGACAGAGUGACUCCGGUUCCCCCAUUGGACACCUGGUUUCCUAAUUCCCACAGCUCCCUGUCCCUGCUGCCCUGAGCCCCUUGGAAGACAGCAGGACGCUCCUGUUGCAGAGAGGGCCCGAUCCAGUUGCCACAGGAGCCCGGGGGUGGUGUUGCUGCCGCAUUGCCCCGCUGCCUUCAGAGGGCUUCCAGGUGGAGAAACUGGAGAGCCCCCAACCGCAGCUGCCUGAAAGCCCUUCCAAGGAGAAGCCAGCCGAGGGCUCAUCUCCUUUGCUGCCAGCGUUCCCGGGGUCAAAACCCUGUGGGAGCCGACUGACGGCAGCUUUGCCUCUGGGAAGGCCCCCAGCUGUGUCAGCCUCCAUGUUAGACCGACGCCGUCCUGGAAGUCAGGGCUGGAAGCCAGUUGGUUGCCACGGAGCUCAGGGGAGCCCCGCCCACCCCCCUGUUUGCCCUCCUGCUUGGCCGAAGUGCCAAGUUCCACUUCUUGUGGAAGCUAAGAAGGGUUCGUAUUUGGAUGGGAGGGUCCCAAGGAAG